Messenger RNA from Mytilus trossulus (common blue mussel), 668 nucleotides. RefSeq lists its product as uncharacterized. NCBI's taxonomy places the organism in Eukaryota, Metazoa, Mollusca, Bivalvia, Mytilida, Mytilidae. The record is from RefSeq and is a predicted model, not a curated record. The coding region runs from base 129 to 626 and encodes 165 amino acids. The transcript has 5 exons.
UGUUCGUUAAAAUUAUUUUAUUAAUUCUUCCAUUGGCUUUCGAAACUACUCCUGUACCUCCAAGACCUUUGGGAUUUAUAUAUGGAGACCAACGAACUAAUGUUGUGCCAGUCGAGUUUGAUGUCUACAUGGGGCCUCUUUGUCCGGACAGUAAAGCUGCCUUACCAACUUUAGUAAAUCUUGCAGACCAUUACGGACCGGACAAGUUGAGAUUCCGCAUGCAUUUAUUUCCUUUACCGUAUCAUAGAAAUUCGUUCCUGGUUGCUAUGGGAACCCAUUCAGUGGACAAGAUGACCAACGGAAACAUGACAUUUAUCUGGGCACAAAAUGUAUACAGCCAUCUUGAUAUAUUUUAUGAUAAAACUCUCACCCAGGACCAAGUUAUAAUGAAAAUGAUAGAGCUAGCAAAAAGUAUGGGAUUGCCGGAAGUAGAAUUCAAACAGCUGGCAACAAAUAGUGGAAUCAAUCACGAAUGUCGAGUUGAAUGGAAACAUGGUUGUUCGAGGGGAGUAACUUCAACUCCGACCUUUAUGAUAAAUGACGUAGCAGUGGCUGAAGAUGACCAAGCCAGUAGGUCAGAAGCUGACUGGAUUAAAAUUAUCGACCCAAUACUUAACCAAGUAUAAUUAUAGGUGCAGUCGAAAAAUUGCGAUAUAGAAUAACAAAAC